AUGUCGCCAACGCCGGUCACCAUUAUUACUGGGUUCCUUGGUGCCGGAAAGACGACACUGAUCCUGAAUCUUAUCCCACAACUCCCCAAGGAUUAUAAACUUGCCCUGCUGAAGAACGAGUUCGGCGACGUUGCCGUGGACUCACAGCUCGCCGGGUCAGCCUCCAUUUCAGGCGUCCGCGAGCUCUUGAACGGGUGCAUAUGCUGCAACCUUGUGGGUCAAUUGAGUGAUGCGCUUUUCCAGCUCAAAGACUCGGUAGCGCCCAGCAGAAUCAUCAUCGAAACGUCCGGAUCUGCCUUCCCCGCCACGCUCGCCAUGGAAGUGAACCGUGUUUCACGAGAGCACCCGGGCUCGUUCAACCUCGACGGCGUCAUCAGCGUCAUCGACGUCGAGAACUGGAGGGGCUACGAUGACACCAGCUAUACGGCGAAGAUGCAGGCCAAAUACACGGAUCUGAUCGUCUUCAACAAAUGGGAACUCGUCGACGAGCGCAUGUUUGAAGAUGCCCUGGAUCGGGUUGGCGAUCUGGACGUCCAAGUUGCCUGGGUCAAAAGUCAAAAAGGCUGGGUUGAUGUGGAAGUCAUCAUGGGCAUUGACGGGGCCAUGGUUCGGGCGGAAGGCUUGCGGGAAGCCAUCGAAUUCAACGAAGAACACGCGCACGGAGAUCACCACCAUCACCAAGAAGAAGUCGAAGUGCUGAAUGUUGUGGUGACCAACGAAGACAUGACCAAACCUCCCCAAGGGGUGGUGCUGGAAUCGUUUGAGGACCUGCUCCUUUCUGCGCCCAAGGACGAGGUCUAUCGCAUCAAGGGGCUCGUGCUUUCCUCCCGGCCACCGCCAGACUCCACAGGCGAUCGGAAAUCCAGCAUAGCGGUCGACUCCGAGGGACAAAGUCUGUAUGUCUUGAAUUGGGCAUUUGGACGCUGGACAUACACGCCGCUGCCCAGCACGGCCUUUAGUGCCAUGGAGAAGGCCAGUGCUCGGCUGACUUUUAUCCUGGCGAGGGGAGAAGCAGAUAAAUGGAUCAGAAGGCUAGAGAAAGGGGACUUCAUCGCUCUUGAAGGAGAAGGCGGGAAGGAAGAGAAGGGCUCGCUAAAAAUUGACAAGAUAGGGUGA
Fonsecaea erecta is the source of this 1116-nucleotide messenger RNA. RefSeq lists its product as hypothetical. Bases 1 to 1116 code for a protein of 371 amino acids. The transcript is spliced from 2 exons. Gene Ontology annotation, cellular component: cytoplasm. NCBI's taxonomy places the organism in Eukaryota, Fungi, Ascomycota, Eurotiomycetes, Chaetothyriales, Herpotrichiellaceae. The record is from RefSeq and is a predicted model, not a curated record.